Molecule: messenger RNA, 1104 nt
Organism: Miscanthus lutarioriparius
Lineage: Eukaryota; Viridiplantae; Streptophyta; Magnoliopsida; Poales; Poaceae
Source: the annotation of a GenBank genome assembly
AUGGAGUACUUCCCCCGGAAGAGGAAUCAGGGGAUCUGGGGUUGGAAGUUACCUGUGACUUGCAGGCCUAGAAGGAGCUCAGGGAGGCUCGCCGGCCUGCGGUGGAGGCGCCGCCGGAGCCGGGCAGUGGAGGAACCCCAGUGGGCGGCGGAGGCGGCAGGGGCGUCUGGCCCUGACGGGAGCCGAGGGGAGGUGGUGGCGGCGGGGGCUCCGCGUUGGGCGUCGGCGGUUCUCGGCGCGACGGGGUGUAUCGCACGUGAAGAUGAAAGCAGGAAGAAGAAAGAGAGAAAGGAGAUCCAGGAGGAUCUGUGGUGGUCUGCUUUUCCUAUUGGGACUGAGUGGGAAAGCAUUGAUAAGAUAAAGGAAUUCAAUUGGAACUUCGAAAAUUUAGAGAAAACACUAGAGGAAGGGGGGGAACUAUAUAUGGGAAGACGGUUUACUUGUUUGGAAGCACCGAGUGUUGACUGUCCUUUUCCUCCAUCAGAUAAGAUUGGCAUAAAUUUGGUUCAAACGGGAAAAGAAGAAAUAGUACCAAUGAAAGAGAUGAAGAUGGCAUGGGUGCCUUAUGUUCCUCUUGAGGACCGGUUUGGCAGGAUUGAAAGUUUGAAAACAAAAAUCUUCACUCUCUGUUGCACCCAGCGGAGGUCUGCGCUGAAGCAUAUGAAAACUGAGAGAGCCAACAAGUUCUACUACUGCAUGCCCUAUUACAUGCCACUAAAUCCUCCUGAAGAUGAAGAUGGCACAGUUGUCAGCGCCAUAUAUUCUCUAGAACCCCCGAUAAUUUGUGAUGUUGACUUGGAAUUGGAUGGUUACAAGGUUUUAGCUCAUAAGAUAGUCAAAGAUGAGGGGUUGCCAGAGGAUGAAAGGGAAAAAAUUGAGGAAUUUCUAAAGGAGAAGGUUAAACAAAGGAAAAUAGAACUGGAACAGGCUGAAGAAGCCAGGAAGAAAGCUAUUGAAGAUAUGGACCCUAAGCAAAGGGAGGCAUUUGAAAACAUCAAAUUUUACAAAUUCUAUCCUGUGAAAACCCCGGAUACACCUGAUGUUAACAUUGUGAAGUCGAGGUACAUCAACAGAUAUUAUCUCAACGCACAUUAUCUGAUGUAA